Molecule: messenger RNA, 1032 nt
Organism: Penicillium malachiteum
Lineage: Eukaryota; Fungi; Ascomycota; Eurotiomycetes; Eurotiales; Aspergillaceae
Product: putative mitochondrial carrier protein (Pet8)
Exons: 2
Coding region: 1-1032 (343 amino acids)
Cellular component (GO): mitochondrial inner membrane
Molecular function (GO): S-adenosyl-L-methionine transmembrane transporter activity
Source: RefSeq, a predicted model, not a curated record
AUGUCUCAACAACCCGAAGGCGAGGCCUUGGUCUCGUCCUUGUGGACUCGAUCACUUCUGUCUGGUGCAGUCGCCGGUCUCACUGUAGACUGCUCCCUCUACCCCCUCGACACUAUCAAAACCCGUCUCCAAAAGGCACGCGACCCCAACGCACCCCAGGCCGCCCGCCUCUCUCUUCGCCAAACAGUCCGCGGUAUUUAUGCUGGUCUCCCCUCUGUCCUCUGCGGCUCUGCGCCCUCCGCUGCCUCCUUCUUCAUCGUCUACGACGGCGUGAAGCGCUCUCUCCUCCCACCCCCAGGUUCUACCGAAACCCCCUCUCGCACGCACAUCUUCUUCACGCACUCCAUCGCCUCCUCACUCGGUGAAAUUGCCGCAUGCGCCGUCCGUGUCCCAACAGAAGUUAUCAAGCAACGCGCCCAAGCCGGUCUUUUCGGUGGUUCUACUCUUCUUGCCCUGAAGGAUAUCCUCUCUCUCCGCCAUGCCGCACCACAAGCACUUACUGGUAUUCCCCCAGUAGCUGGCACUAGCUCCCCCGUGAACACAAUUACAUCUACGAAACGCGGCUACGGCCAGGUUAUUCGGGAAUUGUACCGCGGAGCCGGAAUCACCAUCGCUCGGGAAAUCCCAUUUACCGUCCUGCAGUUUACUAUGUGGGAAUCUAUGAAGGAGGCCUACUCGAAGCGCUACCUACGACCCGUGGGCUCAUCGAAGUCUCUUGCUGACACGCAGAUCCCCGCUUCCACUAGUGCUAUGUUUGGUAGUGUGGCUGGUGCGAUUGCGGCUGGAUUGACAACUCCCUUGGAUGUUAUUAAGACAAGAGUUAUGCUCGCAAGGAGAGGUGAUGGGGUUGCUGAUGCGCCUGUGAGGGUUAAGGAGAUUGUGCGUGGAAUUGCGCAGGAGGGGAUGAGCGCUUUCUGGAGGGGUAUUGGACCCCGUGUGGCGUGGAUUGGUAUUGGAGGAGCGGUGUUCCUGGGUAGUUACCAGUGGGCGUGGAACACAUUAGAAGGGAGGAGAGAGCAGGAAUCAGAGUGA